This is a messenger RNA of Porites lobata, 564 nucleotides long. The record is from the annotation of a GenBank genome assembly. Lineage: Eukaryota; Metazoa; Cnidaria; Anthozoa; Scleractinia; Poritidae.
AUGGGUUUAAUGGCUUUCAACAGGUACAUGAGGAUUUGCAAAUCGGAGCAGCAGUACAAGAGAAUCUUUUCACCGUGGAAGUCUCGCGGCUUGCUUGCCUGUGUGUGGAUUUUUGUCGCUUGUUAUACUGCUGCACCGAAGUUAGCUGGUGUUCAGGAUUUUGUCUUCGUCCCGGGAUAUGCCCUUUGCGCUCCAGCCCACCUGAGCGAAAUUGGGAAAAUGUUUCACUAUGCCUUUGUAGUCAUAUGUUUCCUGUUAAUCCCGUUACUAACAGCAAUAUUUAGUUACAUAAAAAUUGCAAAGACGAUCCAACAGCACAACGCCGAUGCGUCAACUACAAUCCAGAGACGCGAAACAUUCAGCCACAUUACUACGAGUGAGAUCAAGAUAAGUAAAUCUCUUUUUGCAGUAGUGCUGGCGUUCAUGAUAUGCUGGAUCCCAUUUUGGCUUAUCGUUCUUUUGAGACGCUUUCGUCUCGUCGCGACGAUACCACGUAAUGUCGAACUCCUCUGCAAUUUUUGUAUGUAUUUCUCUAAUACAGUGAAUCCGUAUAUGCGGGGAUGA